Messenger RNA from Leptosomus discolor (cuckoo roller), 864 nucleotides. RefSeq names its product putative G protein-coupled receptor 141. Gene Ontology annotation, biological process: G protein-coupled receptor signaling pathway. Gene Ontology annotation, molecular function: oxysterol binding; G protein-coupled receptor activity. Lineage: Eukaryota; Metazoa; Chordata; Aves; Leptosomiformes; Leptosomidae. The record is from RefSeq and is a predicted model, not a curated record. Gene Ontology annotation, cellular component: membrane.
AUGUCUAACAGCAGUGUAAUUCAGCAGAACCAUUCCUCCAAUGAGAUGCUGCCGGACACCUCAGAGAGGCUCCGCAGCAUUCUCAUAGCCCUGUACAUCACUGACCUGGCUGGUGGCACCCUCGGCGUCAUCAUGAUGUCCCAUCAGUUGUUUCAAAGAAGAUCCAAAUCUGUGAUGACCAUUAUCAUCAUCAGCCUCCUGGUGCUGCACACCUUUAUGCUACUCAGCAUCCCCUUCCGCCUCAGCUAUUACAUUUUACAGGAAUGGAAAUUUGGGAGGUUUGCCUGCAAGAUAGUAAGCGCCAUCAUCUACCUCCACAUGUACACCACCUUCGCAUUUUAUGUGGUUAUCAUCAUAAUACGCCUCUUCCGACUCGAGGUUAGGAAGUGCUACACUACAGCCUGGGUGGCUGCUGUCUGGCUGGUGGGAGCGCUGGUGAUCACACCUCUUCUUCUCUCAUACUAUGGCACCUCUAAGACAUACCACUCCUCUGAAUGCUUUCAGUUUCACAAGGAGAUACAAGAAGUGCCCAUGGUGAUUGUAAACUACUGCUUGGUUGGGAUUUUGCUGGCAGUUUGUGCUGUGCUCACGAUAAUCCAGUUGGCUGUGAUCUAUAGACUGGCUGUGAAAUACUGGCCUGACAUCAACUCCCAUGUGGAAUUCAGGGCUCAGGCAAAGAGUUUCUUCUUCAUCUUGGUAACGAUAGUGUGCUUUAUGCCUCAUCACGUAUUCAGGGUAUACUACAUCCAAAACUGCCACCUAGACAAAGACCAUAAACUACUCCCAUACAAUGAAAUUUUUUUAGCUUUAACAACAAUGUGCUGUUUGGAUAUGUUGUGCUUCGUAACAGGAAUAGCCCACUGA